AUGUCGUUCUCAAACUUGGUAUCCGACAUUGCCUUUCGCGAUGCGCGUGUCGACGAUGGCAGCUCACAAAUUUCACAUGCCCGAUCGCACGCGACCGCUCGGUCGUAUACCAGCACCGCCGCCACAAGUGUCAGCAUCUCCGGUGAAGUUUCCAGUCAGCUGCAUUCUGGAUAUAGUCACCCCCUGAGCAGAGCAUGGCAAGCCGAGAGACAAUUGACCAAGGACAUGCUUAUCUAUCCCUUGUUCAUUACUGAUAACCCCGACGAGGAUACACCAAUACCCUCCUUGCCUAAUCAACACCGCCGUGGAAUUAACCGCUUGGUCCCUUUCCUUGCCCCAUUGGUCCGCAAGGGUCUGCGCUCGGUGAUGUUGUUUGGCGUUCCUCUUCAACCCUCAGCCAAGGAUGCUCUCGGAACUGCUGCAGAUGACCCAGAUGGCCCGGUGAUUCAAUCCAUUCGACUCCUUCGAUCUCGUUUCCCCCAGCUUUAUAUCACGACGGACGUAUGCCUCUGCGAGUAUACAUCGCAUGGCCACUGUGGUAUUUUACGAGAAGAUGGGACUCUCGACAAUGCGCAAUCCGUUGACCGGAUUUCUGAUGUGGCGAUUGCCUACGCAUCAGCAGGGGCCCAUUGCGUUGCUCCGUCAGACAUGAAUGAUGGAAGGAUCCGGGCUAUUAAGCUCAAGUUGAUCGAAGCCGGUGUGGCCCACCGUGUGCUCUUGAUGUCAUACAGUGCCAAAUUUAGCGGCUGUUUAUACGGUCCAUUCCGGGAUGCGGCUGGUUCCUGUCCCUCAUUUGGAGAUCGUCGGUGCUACCAACUUCCCCCUGGUGGUCGUGGUCUCGCCCGCCGUGCGAUACAGAGAGACAUGGCCGAAGGUGCUGACAUCAUCAUGGUGAAGCCGGCUAGUAGCUACCUUGAUAUCAUUCGUGAUGCCAAGGAUUUGGCACCGGAUCUUCCAGUGGCAGCUUAUCAAGUCAGUGGUGAAUUUGCAAUGAUUCAUGCAGCUGCCAAGGCAGGUGUUUUUAACCUCAAGGACAUGGCCUUCGAAAGUACUGAAGGCAUAUUAAGAGCGGGCGCUGGGAUUGUGAUCAGUUAUUUUGUCCCAGAGUUCCUUGAUUGGCUUUAG
Molecule: messenger RNA, 1125 nt
Organism: Penicillium soppii
Lineage: Eukaryota; Fungi; Ascomycota; Eurotiomycetes; Eurotiales; Aspergillaceae
Product: porphobilinogen synthase HEM2
Exons: 2
Coding region: 1-1125 (374 amino acids)
Biological process (GO): heme biosynthetic process
Cellular component (GO): cytosol
Molecular function (GO): porphobilinogen synthase activity; zinc ion binding
Source: RefSeq, a predicted model, not a curated record